This is a messenger RNA of Linum tenue, 2105 nucleotides long. NCBI's taxonomy places the organism in Eukaryota, Viridiplantae, Streptophyta, Magnoliopsida, Malpighiales, Linaceae. The record is from the annotation of a GenBank genome assembly.
AUGAACCCGCCGCCGCCGCCGCUGCUGCCAAAACUCUUCCUCUUGCUCCUUCAAGCGGCGGCGCUUCUCUUGUCAUGGACCGCGACAGCUCAACCGGCUGCCCGCUGCCCGGACUGCGGAUCUAUUCCCGUCCCUUAUCCGCUCAGCACGAGCCCUAAUUGCGGGGACCCUUUCUACACAAUCCGGUGCGACGCCGGCGCGCUGGUGUUCGAUUCCGUGAACUUCUCGUAUCCAAUCAUCUCCGUCAGCCCUUCCAAUCAACGAUUCGUAAUCCGGACGGCGGGAUUAGCCCCCAAUACCUGCGUCGCAUCUGAUUUAGUCAAUCAGGGCCUCCAGCUCAACACCUCCCUCCCUUUCAACAUCACCGGCAGCAACACAAUUAUGUACCUGAACUGCUCCGCGGCGGUGCUGACGUCUCCACUCAAUUGCUCCAGGGCCGGCCUCUGCCACGUGUACGCCAACGGCACGGCGUCUUACUCGUCGUGCCGCGACGCUCCGGUGUGCUGCACUUUCACAGCGGGCGGGUCGACGACGGCUUACAUGAUCCGGGUUCGGGAGUCGGGUUGCAGGGCCUACGCCAGUUUCGUGAACUUGGAUCCGGGUUUGCCCGUUGAUCGGUGGCCCGACCCGGGUGUGGAGAUCCAGUGGGCUCUUCCUAGGGAACCGCUGUGUGGGUCUCAGGUGGACUGCAAUGCAGACUCGAAUUGUGGGCCGGACCGAAAUUCAAGUGGGCUCGCUAGAUGCUUCUGCAAGAAUGGCUUUCAGUGGGACCCAAUACAAGGAAUCUGUUCCACGAGAGCGACUUGUGAAGAUGGCGGACAUUGCGGUAGAACUAAAAGUAGAAAAGUCUCUCUAAUCGCCGGUGUGGUCGCCGGCACCGCCGCAGCCCUGGCGGCAAUUGCCUUCGCUGUCACACUCCAGAAGCGUCAGAGGCGACUGAAACAAGCUCGAGAACGCCUCGCCAGAGAACGGGAGCUACAAAUCCUGAACGCCGGCGGGAGCAGAACGGCAAAGAUAUUCAGCGGCAGGGAGAUCAAGAAAGCCACCAACAAUUUCUCCCGGGACCGUUUACUAGGCGUCGGCGGGUACGGCGAAGUGUACAAAGGCAUUCUCAACGACGGCACCACCGUCGCCGUCAAAUGCGCCAAGCUGGGGAACCCUAAAGGCACGGCCCAAAUCCUAAACGAGGUCCGCAUCCUCUGCCAAGUCAACCACAAGACCCUCGUGGGCCUAUUGGGCUGCUGCGUCCAGCUCCCCCAGCCCGUCAUGGUCUACGAGUACGUCCCAAACGGCACUCUCCUGGAUCGGUUAACGGGCCCAAAAACCGGGAAAGUCAAACCGUUGACUUGGCUACACCGCCUCCGCAUUGCUCGUGAUACAGCCGAAGGGCUGGCAUACUUGCAUUCCUCGGUGGUUCCUCCGGUCUACCACCGGGACGUAAAGUCGAGCAACAUUCUGCUCAACGAGAAGUUGAAUGCUAGGGUUUCGGAUUUCGGAUUGUCUAGGUUGGUCGAGAGCGAUCUCAGCCAUAUCUCGACGUGUGCACAGGGGACGUUGGGGUAUUUGGACCCGGAGUACUAUAGGAAUUACCAGUUGACGGAGAAGAGCGAUGUGUACAGCUUCGGGGUUGUGCUGCUGGAGAUAUUGACCGGGUUGAAGGCGAUUGAUUUCGGGAGAGGGGAGGAUAAUGUGAAUUUGGUGGUUUAUGUGCAGAGGAUGGUGCGAGAAGGAAGGUUGGUUGAGGUUUUUGAUCCUCUGAUGAUGGUGAGGAAGGGAACUAGUGAGGAUGGUAAUCAUUUGGAGGUGGAAACGAUGAAGUCCUUGGCUUUCUUGGGGUUGAGUUGUUUGGAGGAGAAGAGGCAGAAUCGGCCAUCGAUGAAGGAAGUGACGGAGGAAAUUGAGUACAUUAUUAGUGUUGCCAUGGGUAGUUCUGAUCCACAAUUGUAGGUUGUGUUUUGUUAUAUUAAAGUCUUGUGAGUUCUCUAUGUAAAGAUUUUAAGAGGCGGGUAUGGAUUUGUCCAAGUUUCGAUCCAUUUCCAUAUGCUCAGUCUAUUCAGGUAGGAUGAACACUACCCGAUAUACAAACAAUAAAAGUUAGUGUUUGG